GGAAGCUUUGGUCACCAACCUUCUGAGCAUAUUUUACUGCAUUUGCAUCUUCACCUUCUAUCACUAAUAUUGCGGUCCAGUGUACUAUUAAUCGCCAAUUCGUAGACGUGAUUCACGCCAUUUACGAAAAUACUUGAUAAAGACGUCCUGUGAAUCAUCCCCGCAAUCUUUGUAACAGCAUCCCACGUGUUGCGGUAGAGACAAAUACAUUGGAGGUUGCAGACUCGCCAUUUACAUUGACAGAUAACGUCAGUGUGCAGGCGUGCAAGUUUAAGUCUGUACGGUGCCAUAUCUUGGUUUUUCCAACACCCUCGUUAAAAUGAGCGAAUAUUUUUCCCUUUCAGAUUGUGAUGUCAUUGGUUUUGAUUUGGACCACACUCUAUGUCGGUACCAUUUGAAGGAGACCUCCAGGCUGAUCUAUGAUAGCUUUACAAGGUAUCUGGUGGAGCACAGAGACUAUGAUAAGGACCUUCUUGCACUGACCCCUGCUACCUGGGAUUUCUGUUUCAAAGGCCUAGUGGUUGACCUUGAGGAUGGGAACCUGGUCAAGUUGGCAGAAGAUGGAACAGUCUUACGAGCAACCCAUGGGACCACUAACCUAAGUACAGAAGAGAUCAUUAAACAUUACAGUCCAAACAGGGAAUGGAAGCACUUCAAUAGCCUCAAUACCUCAUUUACAAGAUCUACUCAGUACUAUUUUUAUGACAACUAUUUUGAUUUACCCGGGGCUCUUCUUUGUGGAAGUGUGGUCGAUAUGUUGCGCAAGCGUGGCAGUGAAGUGAAUUCAGACUUUUGGAAGGACAUAGUUGCUGCCAUCGAUCACAAUUACAAUACAUCUGCGUUCAAAGAGGACGCCGGAUGGUACUUCCCCAGUGUGAAGAGGGACCCUGGCCGCUACCUGCAGCCCUGCUCAGACUCCGUGAAGGCCUGGCUGAGGAGCAUGAAGAGCGCUGGGAAGGUCCUUCUGCUCAUCACCAGCUCGCACAGCGACUACUGCAGGCUCAUCUGUGACCACAUCCUGGGGAAGGACUGGGAGGAGCUGUUUGACGUCAUUAUCACCAACGCCUUGAAGCCUGGGUUUUUCUCCCUGGUUCCCCAACAGAGGCCCUUCAAGACCCUGGUGAAUGACGUGGAGGAGAGUGAGGGGCUGCCGUCCCUGGACAAGCCUGGUUGGUACUCUCAAGGCAACUGGCCCCACCUCCACGAGCUGCUCAAGACCAUGACUGGCAAACCUGAGCCCAAGGUGGUGUACUUUGGGGAUAGCAUGCGGUCUGACAUGUUCCCCGCCAGCACUUUUGGGAAGUGGGAGACAGUGAUGAUCGUGGAGGAGAUGGAGGGAGAGGGUGUCCAGUGGAGCGACGCAGCGAAGACCAACGAGGCCCAUGUGGAGCCUCAGGAGAAGAAGGGAAAGUUUGAGGACCAGGGCAUGAAAGCACCUUCUGCUCCAUCAGAACAGUGGGGAUCCUACUUUGUGGAUGCGCACAAGACCGAUGGUGACGAUGAGGAAAGCCAGAAACUCACCUGGUGUUGUCAUAGUAUCCACAAAUACAGCACCAUGGCUAUCCCCAGUGUGGAGUCAAUUGCAGAUCUUCCCCUGGACUACAAGUUUCCCAGGUUCUCGCCCAACAAACCCUGCACCACUGGCUACUACCCCAGACCCCCAGAUUCCCUGCUGAGGAAGUGCCAGAGUCAGUUGUCUUAAGUAGUCCUCCUCCCCAGAGUCACCCCCCUCCUCACCCUCUUCAGCCUAAGGGGGAGGGAUGUGCAUCCAUGUUGUAUGUAGUUUCCACAACUGAAUCAUGCCAUCCAUCCCUAGAGCACAGGAUUUCACGCCUACAUUGAUAGAAACCAUGUGAAUGUAAAAGCACAGUAUCUUUCUGUAAGUAACCUGGCUACAUUUGAACGUUGUUAUGUACGUGGAUUAUUGUACAUGUUGUGUGAAAAAUAUGACCUCUUUCACGUCUGCGAGUGUGUCAGCAUACAGAGCUGAUUAAAGCGUAAUAUUAAUCAUAUUGUUUUGUGUGAAGACCACUAUUUUGUAAUGAAGAUAGAUAGUCAGUUGAUGUAUGAGUUUAGUUCCCUAUUAAAUACAAGUAAAUGUAUGUAACAACUAAACAACCUUUCCAGCCCUCCAAUUACUGUCCCACACUUAGUUUGUUUUGUGUCUCUUUACCUCAAAAGUCUAAUCUGCGCUGAAAUGCAACAUUGAACAGCCACAGCAGUGUUUGUUUCCUGAUGGAUGUCCAGUAUCUAUGGUAAUAAUGUGUGUAUAAAUAUCAGUACAGAGGAAAUGCUUUACCUUUUGGAGCAUGUUAAGUUACUGUUAUUGGUAUGCAUACAAUUAAGCAGAAUCAAGUUUGCUGUUUAUUGUGGGUUUUUUUCUAUAAUGGGUUGUUAGGAUCAUGGGUUCUAAUUGGAUGAAAGCUUUGGUAUAUGAGACCGCAUAUACAAUUAGCAGGAAAACAAAAUGCUAAUAGCAUUGGUAACUGGUUCGUAAUAGCAAUAAGGCACCUUUGGGGUUAGUGGUGUAUUGGCAAUUAUGCAUGGCGAAGUUCUGUAUCCAGACACUCGCGUUGUGCGUAAGAAUGGCUCUUAGCCAUGGCUUAUUGGCCAUAUCCCACAACCACUAGUGCCUUAGGUGUAGCAUUUCCCCUGUUGAUUUUGUUGACCAUUGUUCUUGAAGAGAUUCCACAACCUGUCCUCAGUGUUAUCUUUCUCUUUAAAAAAAAAAAAGAGAGUAGUGAAAUAAAACUCUUCCUCUUUUAAAAUGUAAUACUGGAUGGUGAAGGACUAGGCUGUGGUGUACUUUAUGUAUUCUUUUUGUGCAGCAUUAUAGUGCUGUUGAAGUGACUGUAAAAAUGUGGAAUACUUAUGCUUCAUAUGCAGUACCAAGUUGAAGAUAUGCUUUAACCGACUUCCGAAUGGUUAGAUAUUUUGUUGUGCUGCAUAUAGGCUAUUUGUUUUAUAUUUACAAAGUCUUAGUAUACUUCAAAUUGUAUAUUUUGACAGUAGGCUAAUUACUGUAUUCAUUGUUAAGAGAGAACAUUACCAGAAUUGGUCAGCCAAAGUUAACUAUUAUUUAUGUUUUUGUGUGUUGGUGUUAAAUGCAAUGCAGCUUUAGUGAUUGUAUUCCAUGUAUUUUUUUUCUCCAUCUCAUUUGGAAGGUUUUAUAUGCCCAUUUGCCUUAUGUUGAAUUCAUUCGUGCUCUUGUGUUCUAGAAGACGCAGGGAAAGUGUUCAAUGUACUGUCUAUGAAAUAAAAACUGUUCUGCAAAUUUGUUA
Messenger RNA from Esox lucius (northern pike), 3281 nucleotides. It is a transcript of the gene nt5dc1, whose product is annotated as 5'-nucleotidase domain containing 1. Lineage: Eukaryota; Metazoa; Chordata; Actinopteri; Esociformes; Esocidae. The transcript is spliced from 12 exons. Gene Ontology annotation, molecular function: 5'-nucleotidase activity. Bases 320 to 1702 code for a protein of 460 amino acids. The record is from RefSeq and is a predicted model, not a curated record.